AUGGAUUCUUCUUCCUUUGAAUUCUCCUCUGAAUGUCUUGCAUGGGAAAAGCUUGUUUUGGAGAGUACAUCCCUUCCCUUCAAUGAACAUGACUCACAAGAGAUGCUCCUCUUGGAUGUUCUCAAUAAAGCUGCUGAUCAAGAAGAGUCUUUGGGUUCUGAUCUCUCCACCAGAUCUAUCCAUAAAGAUACCAGUAGUAGUUCUAAGGAGAAGGAAAAACCAAAGCAAAAGGAGAAAAAGGCCUACAUCGGUGUCCGAAGGCGGCCAUGGGGAAAGUUUGCAGCUGAGAUAAGGGAUUCAACUAGAAAUGGUACAAGAGUUUGGUUGGGAACUUUUGAGAAUGCUGAAGAUGCUGCCUUAGCUUAUGAUCAAGCAGCAUUGUCAAUGCGUGGAUCACUAGCUGUUCUCAAUUUCCCCGUUGAAAAGGUUGUUGAUUCACUCCGAGAGAUCAAGUACAGCUGCAAUGAAGGGUGUUCACCAGUGAUAACACUUAAAAGGAGACACUCCAUGAGAAGGAAGUUCUUAAACAAGACAAGCAAAGGGAGUGAGGUGGGAAUGGAAGAUAUAGGGGGAAAUGACUUGGAAGAACCUGUUAGUUCUUGUGAGAGUUCUAGCCCUAGUUGA
Telopea speciosissima is the source of this 624-nucleotide messenger RNA. Its product is annotated as ethylene-response factor C3-like. The transcript has a single exon. The coding region runs from base 1 to 624 and encodes 207 amino acids. Lineage: Eukaryota; Viridiplantae; Streptophyta; Magnoliopsida; Proteales; Proteaceae. Gene Ontology annotation, molecular function: DNA-binding transcription factor activity; DNA binding. The record is from RefSeq and is a predicted model, not a curated record. Gene Ontology annotation, biological process: regulation of DNA-templated transcription; ethylene-activated signaling pathway.